Messenger RNA from Effrenium voratum, 2936 nucleotides. The record is from the annotation of a GenBank genome assembly. Lineage: Eukaryota; Dinophyceae; Suessiales; Symbiodiniaceae.
GGUCGGCCGAGGUCUAGUUGUCAAUUGGCAUUCGGGCCGCGCAUUUGCGCGCGCUAUGGUAUCAAGGAUGAAGGGCUUCGCGGCAUUAUCUGUAGUCAUUGCGGUGCUGAUGGGAGCACUGUACGUCUACGAAAACCUCAUCUACUUGAGAGUGCUGCAUAGCCUUUCACCAAACCUCGCCGCAGUGGCUGCCUUGCAGACUGAGAAUGCCUUUUACUACUCCUACUUCCAGGAGUUGGUGGACUCAGAGAGCCUUCUGGAAGGCUUCCAGCGCAUCAUCUGGGACCGCAGGACGGAGUACCCGGAGGUGCUCAAUGCCAUCCGCAGGUUCAACAUCUACCAGGAGAUCCUGCUGGCUGUGGAGUACCGCCUGCUGGGCCUUUUGGGCCUUGGCUUUGCUUUGCCGCACCCCUUUGACUUCUUCAGGCUGCACAUCGUGGUGCUGAAUGGAGUUGGUCAAGGCUUCCUUUGCCUACUGGCCUCGGAAAUCUCUGGCAACCCCUUCGCAGGCCUGUUGUGCUUCCUAGUGUCCUUCUUGAACCGGUUCCAGACCUCGCGGCUGGGCAACUACACCAGCUCUGACCUGCGGGAGCUCUGGGGCAUCCCCCUGCUUUGGGUUCAGAGCUACUUGGUGUGGCGAGUGCUGCUGGCAUCCCACCAGCCGUCUCAAAGAAGACGUUGGCUGUUGCUGGGCCUCAUGCUGGUUACUAUAGCCUUCAUCGUCUCCUGGCAGUUCAGCCCCUUCCUUCUGCUUCUGCAGGCGACGGCGCUAUACUCCAUCAACAUUGUAGCGGGUUUUGAUAGUCUUCGGCCUGUGUUGGUGGAAAUUCUGAACGUGUACGUUGUAUCCAUGGCGGUGGCAGUGGUGCUGCACUUUGGCAGCCCCUACCUCCUUACCUCCCCCUUCUUCUUCCAGCUGGUGGCUUUGAAGGUGUCCACUUCUCUAUGCUUCUGCCACCGGCCUGCUCUGUACACCUGGCGCUCCUGGUUCUUGCGCCGUGCCAGCCAUGUGGCAGAGGGUCUGGUGGCGGUGGUUAGCUUUCUGCUGGUGCGCCAGGUGUUGGCGCCCUUUGCCACUGCGGACACCCACGUCUAUGAGAUCCUUUGCACCAAGGUCUCGGCAGUGAACGACAUGCUUCCGGCCCAGUUUCAGCUGCCACAGAACAAGCUGCCCGCCUGUGCAGAGCCGAGCUUCAACGCCAACCUCUAUCUCAUUAUGGGCGUCUUCAAGCUGCUGGAGUGGUCCUCUUUGCAAGUCUACCUCCAGUCCACCGCCGCGCCUGCCGCUGCGGCCAGCUGCCUGCUGGUGCUGCUCAGGGCGCUGGGGAAUUGGAUGGCGGUGCAGGCAGCGAAGAGGCAAAAGGCCAAGAAGGGGAAGAACGCGAAGGAAGAGAAGUUGGAUUUCAGGGAAGAGGAGUCAGAGGAUGCAGCCCUGCUCUUCUUCGUUGCACAGUUUGUUCUCUUCCUGCUGCUGGGCAGCUUGGUGAACCGCCUGCGUGUGGCCUUUGCGCCGCCCAUGAUGGUCCUCGCGGUGGUUCUAUGGGGCCCAAGGGUCUGGGGGCCCUGGGGCAAAACCAAGGCGGUGAUGCCAAUUCUGCUCCUGGGCUAUGUGUGCCACGGGCUCUGGAUGGCCAGCAUGCUGCCAUGCCUCACAGCGGAAGAGGGCAUUUGCCAGCACCUGGCAGACAAGUUCUCCAACGAUGGCGACUUGGCGGACUUGUACGACUGGAUCAAUGAGGUGGUGAAGCCUGGCACGCCGGUGUUGGCUUCCAUGAACCUGGCGGGGUCCAUGCGGGCAUUCACCCAUGUGCCGAUGAUCAUCCACCCGCAGUUCGAGUCCGAGAACCUGCGGAAGCGCGUGCAGCAGGCUUACGAGCUCUACAACUGUGGCUCCGAGGAGUCCUUCGCCACAACCAUGGAGAACUUGAAGGCGAAGCUGGUGAUCUUCGAGUACUCCCGCUGCUUCUUCACGCCCUACAAGCUGGACGACAAGCGCAAGAACUGCAAUUCCAAGAAGCACCAAACGGAGGACCUCAUGUGCAUGAAGCUUCAUGCCCGGUCGAGAUACUUCAAGCUUAUGUUCAUGAACGGCAACUACGCGGUCUUCCAGCUGCGCAAGCAGCCUCUGGAUGGGCCUCGGCCCAAGGCCCUGGAGGUGCGACGCUGGCUGGAUGACCACUCCAACUGGCAGGACUACGCCCAGCUCUGUGAAAGGACCCAAAAGGAGAAGUGUGGGCCGAGGCUCAUGGAGGCCGCGGCCCAUUUCUUGCAUGGGCUGAAGAAGCCCCAGGCGGCGGCCGAGCUGCGGAGCUGGGCGCUGAAGCUCUUCCCGGAGAACGGCUAUGUGAACUACUACCAGGCUCGCUUCCUGGAUGUGGACGCCAACAGGCCGAAAGAUGCCAAGCCUUACUACGAGAAGGCCUUGCGCUUGCUUCAGAACAACCCGAAGGUUCUCACAGAGGUGAUCCUCUACCAUGACCUGGUGCUCCAGCACCCCAGUUUCUCCUCUGCGCUGGUGCAGCGCCGCGCCAAAAGCUCCAAAGCGGGAGAGCUCUCGCUGCUGCAGCUCAAGGGUCCAGGCGUGGGCACGCUGAUGUGCGAGGCUGCAGUGGCCGCCAAGAGCGGAGGGCAGGCCAAACUGGCGCUGCAGCUGUGGCAGAGGGCACAGGAGCUGGCGCCUUUGGGGAACUGUGUGAGGAACAACUGGCCCAUCAUCAACGAUGAGAGGGCAGAAGACAACUCCUACGCGCGCCAAUAUUCCACCUGGGCCAAAGUUCGGAUGGCGGCAGCGGGUGGAGUUUCCCUGGAAAUCGGGCCGCACCAUUUGGUGAAUGUGCGCUUCCUGGAAGAUGAUGACUUGACGCUUUGGCCACCGAAGAACAAGACGAGCUGGUGAGGGGCGGUUCGACCAGCGCGGUCGAUAUUCGCAGAAACAA